Molecule: messenger RNA, 345 nt
Organism: Drosophila eugracilis
Lineage: Eukaryota; Metazoa; Arthropoda; Insecta; Diptera; Drosophilidae
Exons: 2
Coding region: 1-216 (71 amino acids)
Source: RefSeq, a predicted model, not a curated record
AUGUUCAAGCUGUUCGUUUUCCUUGCCUUCUGCCUGGCUUUGAGCUGUGCCGCUCCCGGUCUGCUGCAUUCGUCGCCCAUCAUUACCAGCUCGUAUCACAGUCUGCCUUCAGUGCGAGUGAUCCAGCCCAUUUGGACCACCUCGCACAGCGUUGUGCAUCCCAUCAGCUAUGGAGGCUAUGGCCAUGGUCAUGGACAUGGAUAUGGCUGGAUCUAGGUGGAGCCAUCUCACAAAUAGGCGUCCUCAAGCAGUCGAUAGUUAACCUGUCGCCCACAGCUAUUCCCUGAAGUUUAGCCACCUCUUUGACGGACAUGCCUAAAAUAAAGUUCUGAAAUUGGUCUGGAA